Messenger RNA from Daphnia pulicaria, 770 nucleotides. RefSeq names its product vitelline membrane outer layer protein 1 homolog. NCBI's taxonomy places the organism in Eukaryota, Metazoa, Arthropoda, Branchiopoda, Diplostraca, Daphniidae. The transcript has 2 exons. The coding region runs from base 75 to 677 and encodes 200 amino acids. The record is from RefSeq and is a predicted model, not a curated record.
CCAUAACGGAACACAUUGUUUCAGUACAGAUUCAACCUGCCUCUUUAGAGCAUCCUGAACUUAACGGUCAGACCAUGUUGAACCUUCGUUCCAGCUCCUUCUUUUUGCUGUUGGCUGUGCUGGCCAUGGCCAGUAGUCAGGCAGUUGACAAAGUCAUCACGGUGAGCAACGGUGGGGAGGAAGGCGAAUGGGGACCGCUGGAGCGCUGCCCAGACGGUUUCAAAGCGAUCGGUUUCCAGACCCGUAACGAACUGGCCACUCCAUUCUUCGACGACACGGCCCUCAACACCAUCAUCCUCACCUGCAACGACGAGAAUCUAACCAACAUCACCUCCACUAUAGGAUUCUCCGGAGAUUUCCAACGUGUCCAGUUGUGUCCAUCGGCUUUUGUUGUCGCGUACAUGACCAGUUUCGCUCUGCGAGUCCAGCUGCCGUUCAACGGGACGGACAAUACCCAAGGGGACCGGACGGCGGCCAACAACAUCCGCUUCUUGUGCUCCAACGAGCGCGAGAUCAACGGAGUCGGCAACACCGACGGAGUCUGGGGCGAGUACAGCGAGUCGUGCACCGAGGGCAUUUGUGGAAUCGAGACCCGCGUCCAGCCGUACGACGGCGGAAUCGGCCACCCUGACAACACGGCCUUGAACGACGUCCGCUUCACCUGCUGUCCAGAGUAACCGCUACUUCCCCAACACACUAAAUGAAUUGAAAUAAAUUUCCAACUUAAAUACCAAACGAUACAACAUUAUGAAUAAAUUACGUUAACAUUA